CAAACCCUCUCUCGCCCUUCUCCGGUCACCAUGGCAGGGAUGGGCAGCUUCUGGACGCGGGUGUGCUGCGCGACCUUCGCUCUUCUGCUUUCCCCUCCCGUCGAAGCCCAAGAUGAUGUUUCCCCAUAUUUCAAGACAGAGCCAGUCCGUACCCAAGUCCAUCUGGAGGGGAACCGCUUGGUCCUGACCUGCAUGGCAGAAGGCAGCUGGCCUCUGGAGUUCAAAUGGUUGCACAACAACAGGGAAUUAACCAAGUUCUCCUUAGAGUACAGGUACAUGAUCACAUCCCUGGACCGAACUCAUGCCGGCUUCUACCGCUGCAUCGUGCGCAAUCGCAUGGGAGCCCUUCUGCAAAGGCAGACAGAAGUGCAGGUGGCAUAUAUGGGGAGCUUUGAAGGGAGUGAGAAGCAGCAGAGCGUCUCACACGGAGAAGCUGCCGUUAUCCGUGCUCCCCGAAUUGCCAGCUUCCCUCGCCCCCAGGUCACGUGGUUCCGUGAUGGACGCAAAAUUCCCCCCAGCAGUCGCAUAGCCAUCACACUGGAGAACACUCUUGUGAUCUUGUCGACCGUAGCACCUGAUGCUGGAAGGUACUAUGUGCAAGCUGUGAAUGACAAGAAUGGAGACAAUAAAACCAGCCAACCCAUCACACUAACUGUGGAGAAUGUAGGUGGCCCAGCAGAUCCCAUUGCACCAACCAUCAUUAUUUCACCUCGCAACACUAGUGUAAUUGCCGGCACCUCGGAGGUGAUCCUGGAGUGUGUGGCCAAUGCCAGGCCGCUCAUCAAAUUGCACAUCAUCUGGAAGAAGAACGGGGUGCCCGUGUCAAGUGGCAUCAGCGACUACAACCGGCGCCUGACCAUCCUCAAUCCCACUUUGAGUGACAGCGGCUACUAUGAAUGCGAAGCUGUGCUGCGAAGUAGCAGUGUGCCUUCUGUGGUGCGGGGAGCCUACCUCUCUGUGCUGGAGCCACCUCAGUUUAUCAAAGAACCAGACAGGCACAUCACAGCUGAGAUGGAGAAGGUGGUACAGAUUCCUUGCCAGGCCAAAGGUGUACCUCCACCCAGUAUGUCCUGGUACAAGGAUGCUGCACUGCUUGAAGUACAGAAGCUCUCUCGUUUCCAGCUCCUUGCCAAUGGGAGCUUGCAGAUCAGCGGGCUGGUGCCAGACGAUACGGGCAUGUUCCAGUGCUUUGCUCGCAAUGCUGCUGGCGAGGUGCAAUCCUCCACGUACCUAGCUGUCACCAGCAUUGCACCCAACAUAACCAAAGGCCCUCUGGACAGCACUGUGAUCGACGGAAUGGCUGUGGUGCUCACCUGUGAGACUUCAGGGGCUCCUAGACCCGCAAUCACCUGGCAGAAAGGGGAGCGAAUCUUGGCUAGUGGCUCAGUGCAGCUUCCUCGUUUUACACUGCUGGAGUCAGGCAGCCUCCUGGUCAGUCCUACGCGGAUCUCAGAUGCCGGCAGCUACACUUGCUUGGCCACCAACUCCCGUGGUGUAGAUGAGGCAUCUGCUGAACUUGUUGUCUGGGCCCGGACACGCAUCACCAACCCCCCUCAGGAUCAGAGUGUCAUCAAAGGCACCAAAGCAUCUAUGACCUGUGGAGUGACCAACGAUCCCAGUGUGGUUGUCCGGUUCAUUUGGGAGAAGGACGGCACAGCAUUAAAUGUGGAGAACGUGCCACGCAUGCGACUGGACAACACGGGGACUUUACACAUUGCCCAGACCUGGUCAGGCGACAUUGGCACCUACACCUGUCGGGUGGUGUCUGCUGGAGGCAAUGACUCUCGCAGUGCCCACCUACGAGUCCGGCAGCUCCCCCAUGCACCAGAAAACCCCAUUGCUGCGCUGAGCAUGGUAGAGAAACGAGCCAUCAACUUAACAUGGACCAAGCCCUUUGAUGGAAACAGCCCACUGCUGCGUUACAUCCUGGAGGUCUCUGAGAACAAUGCUCCCUGGACAGUGCUGAUGGCCAGUGUAGACCCUGAAGUAGUCUCAGUGCUGGUGAGAGGCCUGGUUCCUGCCCGCUCCUACCAGUUCCGGCUCUGUGCUGUCAAUGAUGUGGGCAAAGGCCAAUUCAGCAAGGACACAGAGAGGGUUUCCCUUCCUGAGGAACCGCCCACAGCACCCCCACAGAAUGUCAUUGCCAGCGGCCGCACCAAUCAGUCCAUCAUGAUCCAAUGGCAGCCACCUCCAGAGAACCACCAGAAUGGCAUCCUCAAGGGCUACAUCAUCAGAUUUUGCCUGGCUGGUCUUCCUGUUGGCUACCAGUUCAGAAACAUCACCAAUGCCGAUGUCAACAACCUGCUGCUGGAGGAUCUGAUCAUUUGGACCAAUUAUGAGAUUGAGGUGGCAGCAUACAACAGUGCUGGGCUGGGAGUCUACAGUUCCAAAGUCACUGAAUGGACCCUCCAGGGUGUCCCCACAGUGUCUCCAGGAAAUGUACAGGCUGAGGCUACCAACUCUACCACCAUACGUUUCUCAUGGAACCCACCCAGCCCCCAGUUUGUGAAUGGCAUCAAUCAAGGCUACAAGCUGAUCGCCUGGGAACCAGGACAAGAAGAAGACAUGACGAUGGUAACAGUGCGGCCUAACUUCCAAGAUAAUAUCCACGUGGGUUAUAUCCCAGGUCUCAAGAAGUUCACAGAGUACUAUACUUCCGUGCUGUGUUUCACCACACCAGGCGACGGACCUCGUAGCCCACCACAGCUGGUGCGCACCCAUGAGGACGCUCCGGGUCCAGUUGGACACCUCGGCUUCAGUGAGAUCCUGGACACAUCUCUGAAAGUCAGCUGGCAAGAGCCUGUGGAAAAGAAUGGCAUCCUGACAGGCUACCGGAUCUCCUGGGAGGAAUUCAAUCGCACAAACACACGUGUAACACACUACCUGCCUAAUGUCACACUUGAGUACCGGGUAACAGGCCUCACAGCCCUGACCACCUAUACCAUUGAAGUGGCAGCUAUGACUUCCAAGGGACAGGGUCAAGUUUCCUCUUCCACCAUUUCUUCUGGGGUUCCUCCAGAACUCCCAGGCCCCCCUACCAACCUGGGCAUCUCCAACAUUGGUCCCCGCUCAGUCACACUUCAGUUCCGCCCUGGUUAUGACGGCAAGACAUCCAUUUCCAGGUGGCAAGUGGAAGCUCAGGUUGGUCAAAUUGGUGACAGUGAGGAGUGGAUCCUCAUCCACCAGAUGUCUAAUGAGCCAGAUGCCCGGCCUCCCAUGGAAAGUGCCUCCAACCUCAGUCCCUGGCUACACAUACCUUUACAGCUUCCUCAGAGCGCGUGGCAAGUGAACAUUGUAGGCACCAGCCCGCCUAGCCUGCCAUCCCGCAGGAUCCAGACAUUGCAGGCUCCACCUGAUGUGUCUCCUGCCAAUAUCACACUACGCACUGCCAGUGAAACCAGCCUAUGGCUCCGAUGGAUGCCCUUGCCGGAAACAGGGUACAACGGCAGCCCUGAAUCAGUGGGCUAUCGCCUGCGCUACUCACGCUUAGAUGGGCGCGGCCGCACACUGGCCCACACCAUCCAUGACCGUAUGGAGCGUGAAUUCACCAUUGAAGAUCUGGAAGAAUGGACCGAAUACCGUGUGCAGGUGCAGGCCUUCAAUGCCAUUGGGCCUGGGCCAUGGAGUCAGACCGUGGUGGGGCGAACCAGGGAGUCAGUGCCUUCCUCUGGACCAACCAACAUAUCAGCCCUGGCUACCACCUCCACCUCCAUGCUGGUACGGUGGAAUGACAUUCCUGAGCCUGAUCGAAAUGGGCUUGUACUGGGCUAUAAGGUAUUGUAUAAAGAAAAGGACUCAGACAUGAGGGCCCAGUUCCAAGUGGUAGAGGGCAAUGCCUCAAGGAGUGCCCAGCUCAUAGGCAUGGGCAAGUACGUCUUGUACGAGAUCCGGGUGCUUGCUUUCACCCGCAUUGGUGAUGGUGUGUCCAGCAACCCACCCAUCCUUGAACGCACGUUGGAUGAUGUGCCUGGGCCUCCAGUUGGCAUCCUCUUCCCUGAAGUGAGAACCACUUCUGUACGGCUCAUCUGGCAAUCACCCACUGCUCCCAAUGGCAUCAUUCUGGCAUACCAGAUCACCCACCGCCUCAACACUUCCACUGCGAAUUCAGCUAGUGUGGAAAUACUCAACCCCAGUGCCCGCCAAUUUACAGCUACUGGUCUUAGACCUGAGUCCACCUACCUCUUCCGUAUCACAGCUCAGACUCGAAAGGGCUGGGGUGAGGCAGCAGAAGCACUGGUUGUCACAACUGAGAAGAGAGAUCGUCCCCAACCUCCAAGCAAGCCAGUGGUGCUGCAAGAGGAUGUCAAUGCAAGGAGUGUAUUGUUAUCCUGGGAACCAGGCAGUGAUGGUCUCUCACCAGUCCGUUAUUAUACUGUGCAAACACGGGAACUCCCCGAUGGGAAAUGGGUGCUACAUUCUGCCUCUGUCAGACAUAAUACCACAUCCUUCAUAGUCAACAGACUGAAGCCUUUCACCACCUAUAAGUUCCGAGUCAAGGCAACCAAUGACAUUGGUGAUAGCGAGUACAGUGAAGAGUCAGAGUCACUGACCACACUACAGGCCACCCCAGAGGAAGCUCCUACAAUCUUGUCUGUGACACCACACACCACCACAUCAGUGCUGAUCCGUUGGCAGGCGCCAUCAGAAGACAAAAUCAAUGGGAUCUUGCUAGGUUUCCGCAUCCGCUAUCGGGAGCUGACAUACGAAGGGGUGCGGGGCUUCACUGCACGCAGCAUCGGUAAUCCCAAUGCAAAAUGGACAGAACUGACCUCAAUGUACGCCAUGCGGAACCUGACUGAGGCCUCCCUCACGCAGUACGAGCUGGACAAUCUCAACAAGCACCAUCGCUAUGAGAUCCGAAUGAGCGUCUACAAUGCUGUGGGUGAGGGACCCACCAGCUCACCACAGGAAGUCUUUGUUGGGGAGGCUGUACCCACAGCUGCACCACAGAACGUGGCCAUUCAGAGUGCCACAGCCACCCAGCUUGACAUCACAUGGGAUCCCCCACCUCCUGAGGCACAGAAUGGAGACAUCCAAGGAUAUAAGAUCUAUUUUUGGGAGACUCAGCGGCAGAAUGAAACUGAACGGCUUAAAACACUCUUCCUUCCAGAGAGUGGCGUCAAACUCAAGAAUCUGACUGGCUACACGGCCUACUUGGUCAGCAUCCUAGCCUUCAAUGCUGCAGGUGAUGGGCCCCGCAGUGCUCCCAUCAAGGGCAGGACCCAGCAAGCAGCCCCCAGUUCUCCAGGCUUUAUCAAGUUCAGUGAGCUCACCACCACCUCUGUGAACGUAUCAUGGGAUCCACCUCUCUUCCCCAACGGAAUCCUUGAGGGCUACCGGCUGAUCUAUGAACCCUGCAUGCCUGUGGAUGGGGUCAGCAAGAUUGUUACCGUUGAUGUGAAAGGAAACAGCCCUCUUUGGUUGAAGGUCAAAGAUCUGGCCGAAGGUGUCACUUACCGGUUCCGGAUCAGAGCCAGAACUUUCACCUAUGGGCCAGAAGUAGAAGCCAACAUUACCACAGGACCAGGAGAAGGUGCUCCAGGUCCCCCAGGUGAGCCCUUUAUAUCCAGGUAUGGCUCAGCCAUCACCAUCCACUGGUCAAGUGGCGAUACAGGCAAAGGGCCUAUCACCAGAUAUGUUAUUGAGGCACGACCUUCAGACGAGGGGCUCUGGGACAUUCUUAUAAAGGACAUCCCCAAGGAAGUGACCUCAUAUACUUUCAGCAUGGAUAUUUUGAAACAGGGAGUCAGCUACGACUUCCGCGUCAUUGCUGUCAAUGAUUAUGGCUACGGGACGCCCAGUGCUCCCUCCCCAUCAGUCUCAGCUCAAAAAGCAAACCCUUUCUAUGAGGAAUGGUGGUUCCUGGUGGUCAUCGCUUUGGUAGGACUCAUCUUCAUCCUCCUGCUUGUCUUUGUCCUUAUCAUCCGUGGGCAAAGCAAGAAGUAUGCCAAGAAGUCAGACUCAGGGAGCAACUCCAAAUCAAACGCACUUGGCCACGGAGAGAUGGUCAGCCUGGAUGAGAGCAGCUUCCCAGCCCUUGAGUUAAAUAACCGGCGCCUGUCAGUCAAGAAUUCCUUCUGUCGGAAGAAUGGCAUCUACACAAGCUCUUCCGUGUCUCUCCCGAGGUCCCCACCCCGGCCGAGCCCUGGCUCCCUGCACUAUUCAGAUGAGGAUGUCACCAAAUAUAAUGACCUCAUCCCAGCUGAGAGCAGCAGCCUUACUGAGAAGCCCUCAGAGAUCUCUGACUCACAGGGAAGCGACAGUGAAUAUGAAGUGGAUCAGAACCAGCAGAAAGCUCACUCCUUUGUCAACCAUUACAUCAGUGACCCUACUUACUACAACUCAUGGAGGCGUCAACAGAAGGGCAUAUCCAGGGCUCAGGCUUACAGUUACACAGAGAGCGACUCUGGCGACCCCGACCAGUGCCCGAUGUCCAACAGCACCAGCACUCAACAAGGCAGCCUCUUCCGACCGAAAACUAGUAGGACUCCAACACCACAAACUCCAGUCAAUCCUCCCAGCCAGCAGAGCACCCUUUACCGACCCCCCAGUAGCCUUGCCCCUGGGUCCAGAGCCCCUAUUGCUGGGUUUUCUUCUUUUGUUUGACAUUUUUAAAAGAAGAAAAAGAGAAAAACGGUGAAGAAGAAGAAGAAUGGAUUUAACAACAACAACAAUAAUAAUGGCAAACGUUUUGGUCCAGAAUUAUUAUUUUUUCAGCGGUGAUGGGAAGAUCAUACGGGAGACAAACAGUCCUAGUUGAGUUUGGAAUCAUUUGCUGCUGCUGCUUCUAGUAUUGCACAGUGCUCAAAGGGAUUACUGGUUUGCAAACACACGCCCAGAACAAGAUAGGAGGCGAGCCUGUUCGUGGGCCUGGAGCGGAAGGAAGGAAGGCAACAGGGUAAAAAAUGGGAGCCCCCAAAGCUAAGACAAUGUUUGGCCUUUCUGACCACCUCUUUGCAGGUCACCCUUCUAAACAGAGAAAGGAAUUGUGAAUCGGCGUUUCUCAGAAUACUUGUGUUGAGUUUGACUUUUUUUCCCCCUCCAGCCAAAGUUGUCCUCGGAAGGGAACUGGUGAGGGCUCCACAAGCUGUCAAUAUGAGCCAGCUUGGCUGCUGCAGCCAGUGCUCCAAGAAAUUUGAUGCAGCACUUGGCUAGUGUGAUGUGCAAAACACUGGUCCGGGAGAACACGGGCCAGGCAGCAAACAGCUGGCCAACGAGGAAGGAAGACUCCGAACCUAGCCCACAGCAAUUCUACAUCAAGAGGCUUUGUGAACCAGUAUAACACUGAAGAGAAUCCCAGUCGCAGUAGCCAUGUUAAGUGUUUUAUUACUGUUUCUACAGGGCAAACAGCGCCUCCUCUCAGAACUAGUUUUACCUCGAUUCUGCUCUUCCGCUACAGGUUGGAACUUUUGCAAAAGUUAGCCAAGCUGAAUGGUGCUGAUUAGAAAAACAGUGCGGUUUUCUUUUGUGCAUUUUGAGGUGAGGUUAGGAAAGUGCAUUUGUGGCAGUUGCAGGAUUCACAGGAGGCAGCGUUCUGUCCUGGGGCAGAGAAACAUUAUCAGCAUCACCUCACUGGAAAGUGCCUGCUCCCUACUUGGAGGGAGAGCUGAGCACACACAGCCAAACUAAGGCAGAAGCCACCCCACAUGGUUGGUUGGAGAGUCUCUCAGCAUCCUGAGUUGUUCUCAGUUCCUUUUGCCCCCUUCACUUCAUUGGACAGGGAGAGAGGAAGGGGAGGGAGGAAGUCCCAAUCCUAUUCAAGUGCAAUUUGAGGAGGUCUUCAGGGAAAAGAUAUAAACUUGAUCUUUUAAAUGCUGCACGGCCCCUUGGUGCUGGCUUUAGAAUGGAUAAUUAGGGGGGCUUACUUAUCCCUCGCUGCAGCAUUUUUUUUUCUCUUCCUGCUAUCCAAAUUAAAUGUUCUCUUCAGUUCUAUAGAAAAGGAGAGUUUGUCCCCAUUCCCCUUUUUAUAGGUUACUUUUUUAAAUUCCCCCAAAACAUUAGUAUGAGAGAGGGAGGUGGAAUAGGGUGGGUGUUGAUGAAGUGUUGCAUUGAAAGGGGUAGCCUCUCUCUUUUUUCCUUUUUUUAAAAAAAUUCUAUGUUAGCACAAAGGUAAGGGGGAUGACAGGUGGGAAGUUAUUGUUUUUCGUCGGGGCCUAGCAGACUAUACACAAACACACACAGAGUGCCUACUGAGUCCCCAGAUCUGCUGUGGAGGCCAUUUUCUUUUUCUAAGAAAGUCAUGGUUUAGAGCAAAAAAGGGAGUUCAGAAAUUGUGGGAGGAAGAAGGGGACCCACAAAACAAUGAGCAUCAUGCUCUCAGUGGGUUAGCCUUUCUUUCCUGGGAGUGCUAAGAAUCUAUAUCCAUUUAAUCCUCUCACCUCACCCAUGCCUUUAUUUGCACAUCGUUUUCAGAGCCUGGUUACAAAGAACUGAGCCUGGCACAUAGGGUCCUUUUAAUAAAGAGUCAAAAUGCAAA
This is a messenger RNA of Sphaerodactylus townsendi, 8476 nucleotides long. RefSeq names its product sidekick cell adhesion molecule 2 (gene SDK2). Gene Ontology annotation, molecular function: protein binding. The transcript has 45 exons. The record is from RefSeq and is a predicted model, not a curated record. NCBI's taxonomy places the organism in Eukaryota, Metazoa, Chordata, Lepidosauria, Squamata, Sphaerodactylidae. Bases 31 to 6606 code for a protein of 2191 amino acids.